This is a messenger RNA of Scaptodrosophila lebanonensis, 1589 nucleotides long. It is a transcript of the gene aos, whose product is annotated as protein giant-lens. The transcript is spliced from 5 exons. Lineage: Eukaryota; Metazoa; Arthropoda; Insecta; Diptera; Drosophilidae. Bases 1 to 1467 code for a protein of 488 amino acids. The record is from RefSeq and is a predicted model, not a curated record.
AUGAAAACCAACAACUUUAGCAGCCCGGCGGCCUUUGCGCUGCUGCUGCUCAGCGAACUGCUGAGCGGUGUGCGGAGCACGCGCCUACCGCUCGAGGUUUACGAACUGACGCCAAAACAGGCAGCGGCGAUGGCACUAAAGCACAAAAGCUUGGAGUAUACCAUUUAUGAUGCCAAAGAGUUGGCGGCAGGUGCACUGCCAACAACAACAGCAACAACAAAAGUAUUGCCAAUAACAACAACAACAACAGGCGCGCCUUCGUCGAAACCGACAGAGGAGCUAACCGUAGUUAGCAUGUCCGCCGAAGAGGGCGCCGCGGAGGGACGUCGUUCGCGUCAAAUGUUGCAGCAACAUCAGCAACAGCAACAUCGUUUUGGCGGCUACUAUGCAGUGGGCGAUAACAGAAACCUGAACAACAACAACAAGCAUGUUGGGCAUGUUGGCAAGGAUUUGCGCAUUCUCUACCAAGUGGGGGAGUCUGAAGAUGAUCUGCCUAUUUGCGCGCCCAAUGCGGUCUGCUCUAAAAUUGAUCUUUAUGAAACGCCUUGGAUCGAGCGUCAGUGUCGCUGUCCUGAGUCCAAUCGGCUACCCAACAAUAUCAUACUCCAUCAUCACACGCACAGCGUCCACUCAGAGCCGACGACGGGGGUGGAGGGUCAGAAGUAUCGCAGUUACUAUGAAAAGGAGAAGUCCUUGCAACACAAGCGUCUACUCUUGGGAGAAUUUAAUGACAAGAAAUUCGAGAGCCUGCACCUAAAGAAGCUGAUGCAGAAGUGGGGCGCUGUGUAUGAGGACGAUUUGCAUUUGCGCUCCACGGACUAUUUGGAGCAAGACUACAACGAUGCAUUACCAGCACCAGCUUACGAUGAGAAUGCAGCGGAUAAUGAGUUUCCCCAUGCACCUCGUCGCGAGUUCGGAGGGACAGCCCAUAUGCGGCAUUCUGGCCAUCGUGGCCAGAAGGAACCCCUCACCUUUAUAGGCGGUUGUCCCAGCAGCUUGGGCGUAGAGGAUGGUCACACCAUAGUAGACAAGACCAGGCACUAUAAAUUGUGCCAGCCCGUGCACAAGCUCCCUGUUUGCAAACACUUUCGCGACUUUACCUGGACCCUAACUAUGUCGAUGGAACUGAAUGUUACGGAACAGGUUGUGCACUGUCGUUGCCCUAAGAACUCGGUCACAUAUCUGACCAAACGCGAGUCUGCCGAAGAUGGCAGUCAAGGCUAUCGAUAUUUGUUUGCGUGUUCACCUCUGACGCGCCUGCGUUGCCAACGCAAGCAACCCUGCAAGCUCUUCACGGUGCGGAAGCGUCAAGAGUUCCUAGACGAGGUAAACAUCAAUUCACUCUGUCAGUGUCCCAAGGGUCAUCGCUGUCCCAGUCAUCACACACAGUCGAGCGUCAUUGCGGGCGAGAGUUUCCUGGAGGACAACAUACAAACCUACUCUGGCUAUUGUAUGGCCAAUGAUUAAGCUAAGCGGCAUUCCCCUAAAUACUCCCUCUUUUAACUUUCCCCCGUAGUUUAGGAGUGUAAAAAGAAAGCAGGCAGUUCGCUGCUAGCAGCAACAAUUAUUUAUCGAAUCGCAUACAUAUG